AUGAACCUGAAGAAGAUUUCUUACAGAGCUAAUUCUAUAGUUUUCCACAUCCGAUUUCAUCCACUCUUUCAACCCUUAACAUCCGGAGAAAAGGAAAGAAGUGUGGGUACAGAGGUUCAGACGAUAAAAAAGUUUGACGCGGGAUCGAACAAGAAACCACCGGCAACGGCUGUCAACGCCAGGAAACUCGACGAGGAGACGGAACUGGCGGCGUUGAACCGAGUAGCGGCAGAUGUGAGACAAGUCAUACAAAAGGCACGGUUGGCUAAGAAGAUGAGUCAGGCCGAUCUAGCUAAGCAGAUCAACAAGAAGCUACAACUAGUUCAGGAGUACAAGAACGAGAAAGCUGUUCCUAACCAGGCUGUGUUAGCGAAGAUGGAGAGGGUCUUGAAAGUCAAGCUGAGAGGAAACUCAAGGUUGGGAAAGUGUAAGUGAAUGUGAUGGAUUCCGAGUUAUAGGUGAAGUUGUCAUGUGUCUAGUUCGUUUUCGUUCU
Telopea speciosissima is the source of this 493-nucleotide messenger RNA. RefSeq names its product multiprotein-bridging factor 1c-like. Gene Ontology annotation, molecular function: DNA binding. Bases 1 to 435 code for a protein of 144 amino acids. The record is from RefSeq and is a predicted model, not a curated record. NCBI's taxonomy places the organism in Eukaryota, Viridiplantae, Streptophyta, Magnoliopsida, Proteales, Proteaceae. Gene Ontology annotation, cellular component: nucleus. The transcript is spliced from 2 exons.